AUGAGGCUUCUUUGGACGUUUGUUAUCAUGAUUGCGGCGCUACCUGCUGCUUUGCCCUGGGAAACGGAUCGCAUGCCACGUUUGUACGGUGACAAGAUUCCCACGAGAGUCUUAACGCCGAGUAAUAAAAAAGUUCAAAGGAAAAUAGUGCUUUACCACAACUUCUUUCGGACUCACGUAACUCCUACGGCUGCCAACAUGCUCGUUAUGAAAUGGCACACCGGAGCCGCUAAAGCUGCGCAAAGAUGGGCUGAGGCUUGCUAUGCACUCACACAUGACAAUGCUACUGGAUUGCAUAUCGACGCGUUUGGAAGCUGUGGACAAAAUAUAUUUAUUUCAACGGCUCAAGUUCCUUGGUUCUUUGCCAUUAAAACCUGGUACUUGGAGCACCAAAUUUUCAAGUACGGGCCUCAUGCUAAAAAUGACUUCAGCCAGGUUGGUCAUUACACGCAGAUGGUUUGGGCGCCAACUCAUCGCGUAGGCUGCGGAUGGGCCAAGUGUAAUGGAACUCGAGGACCCCGCGGGCAACCUUAUUUCAGCUAUGUCUGCAACUACUGUCCAGCGGGCAAUUAUCCAGAUCGUCUCGGUACGCCUUACAAGGCCGGAGCGCCUUGCAGCAGCUGCAAGGAGCAUUGCCGGGUCGGGAAACUCUGCAAGAAUUCCUGUCCCUGGGCCGACUUGUGGGCGAACUGUCGACAGCUCUAUGAGACGUGGCCGAAUUGGCUCUGCGAAAGCGACACCCAGCAAGGACACGAGCGCCGGCAAUUCUGUCGAGCCACUUGCAGAUGCCGGGACAAGAUUGUGUGAAUUAACAACCCGCAAUUCAGUUCAGUAA
This is a messenger RNA of Cotesia congregata, 835 nucleotides long. The record is from the annotation of a GenBank genome assembly. Lineage: Eukaryota; Metazoa; Arthropoda; Insecta; Hymenoptera; Braconidae.